Photinus pyralis (common eastern firefly) is the source of this 495-nucleotide messenger RNA. Its product is annotated as histone H4-like. Gene Ontology annotation, cellular component: nucleosome. The record is from RefSeq and is a predicted model, not a curated record. Gene Ontology annotation, biological process: nucleosome assembly. Lineage: Eukaryota; Metazoa; Arthropoda; Insecta; Coleoptera; Lampyridae. The transcript has a single exon. Gene Ontology annotation, molecular function: protein heterodimerization activity; structural constituent of chromatin; DNA binding. Bases 109 to 420 code for a protein of 103 amino acids.
AAGGCGGGAAGGUUAGUGAUCGCUUCGCAUUCGUACAGGGAGGAGGACAUCUCGCCCUAUACAUUUACACUUUUUUUUUUGACUACAUUUCAAUCGACAGACGCAAUAAUGACCGGACGCGGCAAGGGCGGCAAAGGUCUCGGAAAGGGAGGCGCGAAACGUCAUCGCAAGGUGCUCCGCGAUAACAUUCAGGGAAUAACGAAACCCGCCAUUCGACGUCUGGCCCGGCGUGGAGGGGUCAAGCGCAUCUCCGGUCUGAUCUACGAAGAGACGCGAGGGGUUCUUAAGGUCUUCCUGGAGAACGUCAUCCGCGACGCGGUCACCUACACGGAACACGCCAAGCGGAAGACCGUCCCCGCCAUGGACGUCGUGUACGCGUUGAAGAGACAGGGUCGCACGCUAUACGGUUUCGGCGGUUAAAUUCGACGACCAUCCAGAGCGGACGUAGCGAGACAUUCGACAAAAAAAAAAAAACGGUUCUUUUCAGAACCACCA